Messenger RNA from Nematocida minor, 447 nucleotides. RefSeq lists its product as uncharacterized. The record is from RefSeq and is a predicted model, not a curated record. The coding region runs from base 1 to 447 and encodes 148 amino acids. The transcript has a single exon. Lineage: Eukaryota; Fungi; Microsporidia.
AUGAAUAAAAUAGCAUUGGCAGUAGUACUAGCAAACAUUAUAGCAGCAAGGUGUUUCUUUAAUGAAAUAGUAGACAAAGCACAGAACAUAGGGAAUAAGAUAGGGAGUGCAGCCAAGAAAGCAGCUAAAAAUACGCCUGUAGGAGCAGUGGCUGAUAGCCUGUACAGCGAACUGGUUGAGCCAGAGGAGCCAAAGGGAGAGAAAGAGGAAGAGAAGAAGGACACAGCAGAAAAAGAAGAGCCAAGGGGAGAGAAAGAGGAAGCAGCUAUAAACAGCGCAGAGAACAAGAAAGCGAAUAAAGAGAAUAAUAAACAACAGAAAGGCCGUGCUAAGGAUAGGAAAGCCAAUCCUGACACAAAAAAGGACUCAAAGGGAAGUAAGCCAGCAGACAAAGCAGCUGAUAAACUCAUGGAUAAGCCAGCAGACAAAGCAGCAGUCAAUGCAUAA